Molecule: messenger RNA, 2463 nt
Organism: Penicillium arizonense
Lineage: Eukaryota; Fungi; Ascomycota; Eurotiomycetes; Eurotiales; Aspergillaceae
Exons: 6
Coding region: 1-2463 (820 amino acids)
Biological process (GO): carbohydrate metabolic process
Molecular function (GO): hexosyltransferase activity; UDP-glycosyltransferase activity
Source: RefSeq, a predicted model, not a curated record
AUGGCGGAACAACAACCUGAAAGCGCGACAUCGAAGGAGAAUGAGUGGAUGCAAGAUGGAACUGAUGUCCAAGACGAUGGCCGCAUUGAGAUUGACCUGGACUCCAAAGUCGGCCGCGAGAUCUCAAAAUUGAUUCCAUUUCUGGAGUCCGAGAAAGAUGUGGAGCAACCACAAGUGCAUGUCGGCCCUGAUGGAUGCAAUCUGCAUCUCAACAUCGUCAUUCAAGUUGUUGGGAGCCGAGGCGACGUGCAGCCUUUCAUCGCAUUAGGCAACGAGCUCCAACAACAUGGGCAUCGUGUAAGAAUAGCCACUCAUAACGUCUUUGAGAAGUUUGUGCGCGACUCGGGUUUGGAGUUCUAUCCUAUAGGCGGAGAUCCCUCGGAGCUGAUGGCGUACAUGGUCAAGAACCCGGGCUUGAUACCACAGAUGAACUCCUUACGGGCUGGCGACAUCCAGCGCAAGCGGGCUAUGGUGGCUGAAAUGCUCCAGGGGUGCUGGGAGUCCUGUAUAGAGGAUGACCCAGUGGCCAAAACACCCUUUGUGGCUGAUGCGAUUAUCGCGAACCCCCCGAGCUUUGCUCAUAUCCAUUGUGCUCAAGCGCUGGGGAUCCCUUUACACAUGAUGUUUACAAUGCCAUGGACCAGCACGCGAUCAUUUCCACAUCCUUUGGCCAACUUGAAAUACUCGACCACGGAGCCGAAAAUGGCCAAUUAUUUGUCUUACGGCAUUGUCGAAUGGCUGACAUGGCAAGGUCUCGGCGAUGUUAUCAACGAAUGGAGAGUGUCUAUUGAUCUCGAACCUGUACCCGCCACAGAAGGUCCCCGGCUGGCGGAGACUUUGAAAAUACCUUUUACCUAUUGCUGGUCACCCACAUUGAUGCCAAAACCAGCGGACUGGCCGGGCCAUCUAGAUGUCUGCGGAUUCUUCUUCCGAUCUCCUCCCGACUUCUCACCACCGUCUGAUCUCCAUUCAUUCCUUCAAAACGGGCCUCCGCCAAUAUAUAUCGGUUUCGGCAGUAUCGUCAUCGAAGAUCCCCCUGCAAUGACGGCAACACUUAUCAAAGCCGUCAAGUCCUGGGGUGGUCGUGCUCUCAUAUCUCGGGGCUGGAGUAAUCUGGGAGAUGCCGAGUCAGACGAUCAAAUUUUCUAUCUUGGAGACUGCCCUCAUGAAUGGUUGUUCCAACAUGUCGCCGCAGUGGUACAUCACGGGGGAGCAGGAACGACCGCAUGUGGUUUACGCUUCGGGAAGCCGACUACUAUUGUGCCGUUCUUUGGAGAUCAACUAUUUUGGGGGAAUAUGGUCGCAUCCUGCGGUAUUGGACCCAAGCCAAUUCCACACCGCACAUUGACUGCGGAUAAUCUAGCAGAGGCCAUUCGCUUCUGUCUCGAACCUAACACGCUCACUGCCGCCGAGGAACUCGCUAUCCGAAUGAGUGAGGAAUCUGGAGUGAGUGCGGCAGUCGCAUCUUUCCAUCGAAAUCUGCCUAUAGACCAGAUGCAAUGUCGCUUCUUUGGAUCUGAGCCGGCUGCAUGGAAAUUGAAACAACAAAAUUCCAAGUCUGCCAUUUAUUUGUCUAAGAUGGCCGCGGGAAUAUUGGUUGAAAACACACGCAUUGAUCCGAAGGAUUUAAGCUCGCAUGAAAGUCGCCCCAUAUUUAUCCAAACACGGCGAUGGGAUCCCAUCACAGGCGGCACAUCUUCCUUGCUAGGCAUGUACAAAGACAUUCUCACAGCAUCGAGUGAUGUAGUCGUACAACCAUACAAAGAGUUCAAACGCGCCCAAUCAGGCGAAGGGGAGCUUCGAGUUAUCGAACCUACGAAUCGGUCCUCCAGCGAUGCAUCGUCGACAGGUGGAAUCUCCCGCGCAUCCACCAAUGAGAAACGGGACGCGCAAUGGAAGGUAACAAGCACAGCGGUGGGAAGCUCCGCCAAAAGCGUGGGGAAGAUCAUCGGGUAUUACUACAAGGGCGUGCUGGUCGAUAUACCCAUGGCAGUCAACGAGGGCCUAAGAGCAGUGCCCCGAAUGUAUGGCGAGGAAGUCAAAAGCUAUGACAACAUCAAGGACUUCAGAUCUGGAGCUGCCGCUGCUAGAGAGAACUUCACAGACGGAAUGACAGGGGUCAGUGAGAUCCUCAAGCAGCCCUACAAAGGGGCCCAAGAGGACGGUUUCAGAGGGAUGGUGAAGGGAUUCGUCAAAGGGCCUAUCAGCGUGGGCACGAAGGCAUCUUCAGCGGCGCUGGGGCUAGUAGCUUAUCCAGGGCAGGGAUUGGUCAAGAGUCUGCAUACGGCCAUGCACGGCAAGACUCGGAAAUUGAUAGCUAAAGCGCGUCUGAAGGAAGGCCAAUAUCUGGCAAUCCAAUCGCCCAAGGCCUGGUCAAAUUGCCCGGCUGUUCUCGAGGCAUUUGAAGCCCAGCAGCGACAGCCUGGGACUGAGAUCUCGGGAUUUGAGCGAAUCCAAGACUAG